Molecule: messenger RNA, 3233 nt
Organism: Oncorhynchus gorbuscha (pink salmon)
Lineage: Eukaryota; Metazoa; Chordata; Actinopteri; Salmoniformes; Salmonidae
Product: prosaposin-like
Exons: 15
Coding region: 126-1739 (537 amino acids)
Biological process (GO): sphingolipid metabolic process
Cellular component (GO): lysosome
Source: RefSeq, a predicted model, not a curated record
CCCUGGACAGGCUCCUCCUCCUCCUCCACCCUGCAUUGCAGUGCUCAAAACCGAACAGUCGCCAUUCAAAUUCACACAGUCGCCAGAACAAGAACAGCUUUCAACCGGACAUAAACAGCGCAGUCAUGCUGUACCUCGCUUUGUUUUUCAUCUCCGCAGCCGUCGCCACCCCUCUGUUGGGUACUGAACAGUGUGCCCGUGGUCCUCCCUACUGGUGCCACAAUGUGAAGACUGCCUCUAUCUGUGGCGCCGUGGUCCACUGCCAACAGAACGUAUGGAACCAGCCCCAGAUGAAAUCUGUGCCGUGUGACCUGUGUAAGGAGGUGUUGAUUGUGGUGGACCAGCUGCUGAAAGACAACGCUACUGAGGGUGAGAUCCUGGGCUACCUGGAGAAGGCCUGUGCCUUGGUUCCUGACAAGAAUCUGUCUGCAGAGUGUAAGGAGCUGGUAGACAGCUACUACCCUAUCCUUAUGGGUAUCAUCACUGGAGAACUGGAGGAUCCUCAGGUGGCUUGUGGUGCCAUGGGGCUGUGUGACUCCCAGCAGGCAGCUCUGGCCAGGCUGGCUAAGCUCAAGUCCAACCAGAUCCCCCAGCUCACGUCCAAUGAGAUCCCCCAGGUAGACCUAGCCCAGAGGGUCGCCCCCUUCCUCCUCAACGUCCCUGGGCUCCUCUACCCUCAGGCGCAGGAUAACACCAAGCAGGAACCUGCACAGGUACAGGAGUCUGGAGACGUGUGUGAGGACUGUGUGAAGUUUAUCACAGACACUCAGGAGGAGGCGAAGAGCAACUCCACUUUUGUCAACACUCUGAUCGAGCAGAUCCAGGACCAGUGUGACCUGCUGGGGCCUGGUAUCUCUGACCUGUGCAAGCAGUACGUCAGCCAGUACGCCCCUCUUAUCGUCCAGCAGCUGAUGUCCAUGGAACAGCAACCCAAGGAUGUCUGUACCUUUGCUGGCUUCUGCUCUGCUGAUGUGAAGAGCUCUGUCCCCAUGAUGAAGCUGGUGGCUGCCAAAACCAUCCCCGCUGUCAAACUGCUUCCUGCCACUAAGAUGGAGGCUGUCAAGCCUGCCACGAACAUGGUGCGUGCCCGUGACUCCCCUCAAUGUGCCAUGUGUGAGUUCAUGAUGAAGGAGUUGGAGAGCAUGCUGCAGGAUGAGAAAACGGAGCAAGAUGUGGUGCGUGCUGUGGAGAAGGUGUGCGCUGUGCUGCCCUCCUCCCUGUCGGUCCAGUGUAAGGACCUGAUUGAGGCCUACGGCCAGGCCAUCAUUGAGCUGCUGGUGCAGGAGGCCGACCCGAAGACUAUCUGCACCGUGUUGGGGCUCUGCAAGGACGCCAGCCGCGCCUUCAUCCCGGUGCUGAACAUGGCCCGGGUGGAGGCGGGUGGGUUCUGUGAGGUGUGUAAGGUGGCUGUGCAGUACAUCGACGGUAUCCUGGAACAGAACGCCACAGAGGCACAGAUCGAAGACGCAGUCAGGAAAGUCUGCAGCUUUGUCCCGGAGACCGUGAGGAGCGAGUGUGACCAACUGGUUGAGCAGUAUGAGCCCAUGCUGGUUCAGCUCCUCCUGCAGAUGCUGGACCCUGACUUUGUCUGCAUGAAGUUGGGGGUUUGUUCUGAGGCAGUGCAAAGGCUUCUGGGUAUGGAGCAGUGUAGCUGGGGACCUGCCUUCUGGUGCAAGGACAUGGACUCCGCGAAACGCUGCAACGCGGUGGCACAUUGCAGGCGUCACGUGUGGGAAUAGAGUGGAGAAGACCUCCCUAAACGGACCCUUUAGGAAAUCAAGGAGAAACACUAGCGCUGCUUUAAGUUUUGAAUCAAUAAAUACAACUUCUUUUUUUCUUUAAACAUGUGGAAUUUAAUGUUGUUUUUUUGCUCUCGUCUAAAUGAAUUUACCAGGCAGGUUUGAGAGGAGGGAGUGGACGCCAGUUAAUGUGGGGGAAGAGGUGGUAUUGGGGCUUCGAGAGGGAAUCUACCUACCUGACUGUUUAGUUACAGGGACAAACCUCCAAACCGAUACUGUACUGACUAUUUUACUAUUCCUGGGUUUGUGUAAAGCUCUCAUUAGAUUUGUCCUGGACUGAAACGCACGGAUUGCUUCCUUCGUUCAAGAAAGUGGCCCAUUUCAAGUAUGUGAAGCAGAUGGGCGAGAAGAUGAAUACUGCUGUGUCUGUGUGAAGGGGUGCUACUUCCAGUUGAGUCUUAGUGGGUCCUUUUGCCCUCUAGCCAACUCGUUGCCCUACCUACCACCAUCCCUCUAGCCUACUCGUUGCCCUACCUACCACCAUCCCUCUAGCCUACUCGUUGCCCUACCUACCACCAUCCCUCUAGCCUACUCGUUGCCCUACCUACCACCAUCCCUCUAGCCUGCUCUUUGCCCUACCUACCACCAUCCCUCUAGCCUACUCGUUGCCCUACCUACCACCAUCCCUCUAGCCUGCUCGUUGCCCUACCUACCACCAUCCCUCUAGCCUGCUCGUUGCCCUACCUACCACCAUCCCUCUAGCCUGCUCUUUGCCCUACCUACCACCAUCCCUCUAGCCUGCUCUUUGCCCUACCUACCACCAUCCCUCUAGCCUACUCGUUGCCCUACCUACCACCAUCCCUUGCAGUGACGGUAUAGAUCUUAAUUUUCUGGGAUGUUUUCUGUUUAACGAAGUCUCAUUUCCUUAAAGCAGAUUUAAAUCUCUAGUUUGUAGAAACGGUUGAAUUGUGUAGAAUACUUCGUUUUAUUAUUAAAUUGGGUGGUUCUGAAAUGGUACCUUUGUCCCUAAAGUAGUGCUUUUGAUAUAGGGAGUAAGGUGCCAGUUUUUUUUUUUUUUUAGUCGUGACCUGUGUACAUUUUUGUUGGCUUGUCUGUUGCCGUGGGUGACGAAUCCACUUUAGCACCAAGGGGUGUGGUCUAAAAUGUGACUCCCUGCCCUGUGUCCCUAAUGGCACCUUGGUCCCUAUGGGCCCUGGUCAAAAGGAGUGCACUAUAAAGGGAACGAGGUGCCAUUGGGGAUGGAGACCUCUAACAACAUGCUCAUGUGCACCCUCCCUGUCAAGCCUGUUUUGCAGUGUCCCACUCAGCCAACCAAUGUGCUGACUGACCUCACGCUGUUUAUGCUAAUCAAUGUUUCUAAUGUAACGAUGGAGAGCUUGUUGUGACCAAUAAUCGCUGGCUGACGGCCUCUCUCUUCAGCCUGAAACUGAUCGAUCGGUCAAUUUUAACUGAAAUAAAAUGAUCCCAAAUCCA